AUGCACAGGUUGGUUGCCCAGUGCCCGUAUGGUGCAUCUCCUGAUGCAAAGAGUCUUCUGAUGUCGCACGUGGUGUGCAGUGGGACGGGGUUGCCGGCUGGCACUAUCGAACACACGUAUUAUUCGCAGAGGUCCCCGGCGGCGUUGACCUGCGACGAGGGCGGCAUGUGUGGCGUGGGUGCAGGUGGCGCCAGUAGCUGCCACUACGCCGCCCCAACUUUGCCCUACGUCGACCUCGUUGCCUCUGCGAGUAGCUCUACUCCGUCGCAUGCGCGUGUCGCUGCCAUGCAGGACGAGCACCCUGCGUGUUCACCUUACAGCAGCAGCGCCGUGGCCAUGAGUGGCCGCCAGACUGGGCGUAGGCCGAGGAACCUCAACGCGGAGUUGGAAGGCGCCGACGGCCGAGCGAGUCUGCGGAAAAUGUAUCUGUGAAAAUUUGAAGUAUGAGGGGAGGGCCUCCGCGGACCGAAUUAUGAUGUCGGAUCUCAUCGAGGGGAAGCAACUUUCAAAGCUUGUCUUGUAAACAACGUUUGCAGUGGUUUAGGUUUGCUAGUUUGCAGACGAAUUCGGUUUAGUGGUUUUUUUGUUUAUUUAAUGGUAUCACGACGUAUUUCCCCGUUCAAAUUACGCGAAUUAAUUGUGGUUGACAUUUUCGGAACGAUUUUCCAUCGUUGAACUGAUCGUCAUCUUGAGAUAUAAAUUUGAGUACGGUCUUCACGCUGCAGUGAUCAUAUGCGGAUUUGUAAUUGCUAGGUAGCCUUACCAGAAAUGAGAUGUUCUCUUGUUUAUUGAACCACUGAACCGAAUUCAGCAAGCAGCGCGUGAAGGAAUUCGAUGUGCAUCAUCGAAAUUUGUGGCUUAAAAACUAAAGAGGAAAAAGAUGCAGGUUCUGAGUGAACCUGAUUUUCUGCUGUAUGAAGCACGCCGUUCCAUCAGUCCGAGAUUUGGUUUUUCUAGUGUUUUCUAGUCGUGGCUAAAUCAAAUCAGCGUCGAACUUCUGGGUUCUCUUGCGGUGGCUGAUGCUUGGGGGUAUUGUAAUGAGUCAAGAGCGUUUAGGAAAGAUGUAGCCUUCGAUCUUCCGGAAUUUUAGAUGAACAGCGAAUGGAAUGUUUAGGUAGUCGAGUUACAGUCUUUAGUAUAGUCGCUUUCCAUUCGUGAAUGUGUGUAGCAAGUGUUUAAACUGGAGCUUGAGUGUAACGGCAUGUGGGCGGCGAUUUGGGAGCAAACCGUGAGCAUAAAUUUUGCGAAUGUUGUUCGUGUGUGACUUUUGGUACUUCCCCCUCCUUUUUUUUAGUCACGCUGAUGUGAUUUUCGUUGUGGUUUUUGCACCAUUGGGCGAAACAAUUCAUUUCCUUCAGCAGUGUAGUCUUUCAGAAAAUUUCUUCGCGCGGAAUUUUUUGUCUGCGAUUUUUUUUUUUUUUUUUUUCAUCUUUUGGAGCUCAAAAGUCAACAUCGAGUGGCGUGGAACCUCGAGUACCACGUUGGCAGCUAGCUGUACCUUGAGUUUUUGUAUGCUCUCGAAAACGCUCAGACUGUGAUUUGAAUUCUAGUGUUCCGCGGAACGAGUUUUUAGUUCGAUUUUUAUUUCUGUUUCCUCGAUCGAAACAUUUUUUAGAAGUGAACCAUGAUGCAGGCAAUUGUGCGCACAACUUUUGGACGCAGUGUGAGGAGAAUGGGAGGGAUUUUGUAAGCUACGUGCUGCGAGUGGCCAGUUUGUCUUCAUUUCUGUCGGGUUAUUUUUCUAUGUGGAAGAAUCUGGAAUGGCUUGAGUGGUCACUGAGUGCUGCACAAAAAAAAUGAUGAUCAAUGUUGGCGUCGUCGUCACAUAUCUUGAAGAAUCUCGGCCAUUCACCGGCUCUUCUCGUAUUCGGGGCUCCUAAGUGUUCUUCUUAUGUCGACGAUGCUCUCUAUGUUUCAGCGUUUAUUGCUGAGAAUUUUUUUUCGCACUUGAGUGCGAUAGUUUAUCUUGAUGUGGGAUCUUCGGCGGCUUUUGAAAUAUUCAGGGUGGCGUUUUCGUUUCCGACGGAGAGGAAAGCUUCGAAUUCCUCAUCGUUUCUUGAUGGGAUUCAGAGACUGAACAGAUGAAAUGUGUUCUUAACGAUCAAAUUGUCGAUGCAUUGACAGAAGACAUUUUUUAGUUAGGUAUGCCGACUCCGUGAGAAUGGAAAGUAUUUUUUGCGCGUAUAGUUAUUUGCGCGGAUUUUUUUUUUUGUCCCCGGAUCUGUUUUCCGCUUGACCCGUUAGAAGAAUUAAUUCGUGAUCUCCGAUUUUGCAAGAACUUCACUAUUUUCUACAGAAACGAAUUUUUUCGUAGGUUUUUUUUCUCUGGACAAACAAUCGACUCUCCCAGAACGGCAGUCAUGAUUUUUUGUUGUAUGCGUUUGAGAAAUCCAAAGAUUUUUGCUGGAAUGUUCCAGCACUGCCUGUGUUACCGAAUUGAAACUUGAAGUUAGCGGUCGAUUAUUUUAUGAAAUGCUGGUGGAACAUGUUUCUUUUCCGUUGGGAUCGAUUUUCGUUGAAAAUGCUUCGCCGAUGUUGAAAAUUCGUUCUUGUUGACUCUAGAAUCCGUUUGAGUGUCAAUUUAGCAGGCCUCGUUUUGUUGUAAUUUUUGAUGUGACGAUUUGGGGAGUGAAUCUGUAAGGUGUGUUCUACAGCUGAAUGACGAGGUCGGCUCGGCUUCGUUUUUUGAUGUCGUGCUGCACUGAAAAUUUGUUGAAAAAGUCAGACUUUCACAAUGUAGACUAAUCAGCGUUUACAGGCAUUUUACGCGCAGUCAUUAUACACUACAUUUUUGUCUGGAGAAAUACGGAACUGAGAACGGGAAAUAUAUACCGAAUGUCGCAUUUCUAA
Molecule: messenger RNA, 2850 nt
Organism: Notodromas monacha
Lineage: Eukaryota; Metazoa; Arthropoda; Ostracoda; Podocopida; Cyprididae
Source: the annotation of a GenBank genome assembly